This is a messenger RNA of Leopardus geoffroyi (Geoffroy's cat), 3469 nucleotides long. RefSeq names its product chromosome A2 C19orf71 homolog (gene TEKTIP1). Bases 2687 to 3322 code for a protein of 211 amino acids. The transcript has 4 exons. Lineage: Eukaryota; Metazoa; Chordata; Mammalia; Carnivora; Felidae. The record is from RefSeq and is a predicted model, not a curated record.
CUCUGUUCCAUUGGCUGUGGGGCGGCUGGGGGAGGCGGCCCUCCCCUCAUGUCCUCUGCUCUGUCCCCAGCUGCACCUGGGCCCGUCCCCUCCUGCCGAGGGAGGAAAGAGGGCCUGGGUGUGGCCCAGGACCUGAACAGCAGGCCCCUGUCCCUCCUCGGGUCGGUGGAGGGGGGGGUGUACUGGCACAGUGGAGCGGGCGGAGCGGGCCUGGGCUAGGCUGGGGGCCGGCAGCCGGGGCAGGGCCACGCAGAUCCCCUCCGCGUCCCGGUGGCCUUGCGCUCCCUUCUGUCAGCCGUGUGUGCAUGUGUAUAUACGUACUCGUGGCUUUUGUUUAGAUUUGGUUUUGUGUUUGUGUAGACGGGUCCCAGGAAAGUUGAGGGGUGGUGGGGAGGAGCAGUGGCUCAGCCACUACAGUGGGGACGGCUCCCGGCUCCCGACCAGCUGAGCCCGCCUGGACUGGGCGGGGAGGGGGGCCGCCUCCCUGCGGGGCCGGGCCGGGGACAGUGUACAUAGAUGUGUGUUUUGAUUGGUCGAGUUCUUAUUUUUGAGUGUUUUUUUUUAAGAAGACAACCCAGCUCUGUCGCGCCGUCUGUCGCCUUGUGCCCUGCGGGAGCCCGGGAACCAGCUGUGCUCGUGUGGCUGUGCCGCCUGGGAGCUGGGACAGGGAGGUGCCCAGUGCACCGCUCGGGCCUCGAGUGCGGGGACGGGCACUGGGAGCGGAGCGAGCCUUGUUUCUUGUCAAACGCAGCAUCGUUGUCAUUAAACCGGUUGUGGGUUUACGCACUGCUGGGGCUGGCUCUCCGUCUCUCUGGUCCCCAGCUGGGAGGGUCUGCACGUGCCCGGGGCCGCAGGCCAGCCUAAGUGUCACAAACGGGCACAGGCGACUCGCCCUGGGCGAGCUGGCUGUGGAGGAGUCUCGCGGGCAGGCUGAGAGAGGUGCCCGUGACCCUGGCUUCGUGGUCCCCUGGGGCAGAGGACGUGGGUGUAGCCAGCCCUCGUGGCCCAGCCAGGGCACGGCCCUGCUGUAGGGGAGAGGCACCCACUCCUGGCUGCCAUCUGGGAGAAGGAGGACGGGGCCAGAGGAGACGGGGGCCGUGGGACUAGGGGCACGGGGCCACAUGGCAGCUUGUGGGUGGGGCAGGUGCUUCUGUCACCUCUAUCUGGCCGGUGGGGAAACAGGCCAGUGGGUGCCAUCACUGGCCCAACCUGUCACACGGAGUGCUGGGGGGCGGGGAGGAGGGGUGCGGGUGAGAUUUGUUGGUUGACUUUCGGGUGUAGCUUUUGUGAGAAAAGGGAAGGGGUGUGGUGGUGGCGGUGGACGGUGGAUGAGGUGCAGGCAGGGGCAGCGAGUGAGGGGCAGCCGGAGGGGGAGCUGAGGACUCCACGGGGACCGUGGAAGAGAGAGAUCUGGAAGUGCUGGAGGGCAGCAGGAGGUCUUGGGGCUGGGGAGGAAGGCCAGCCCCGGCCAGAGUGGGGGCAGGACCUGGCAGGUCAGGGGGCCCCAGGGGUCUCAGAAGGGUGAGCCCCCUGCCGUGAGCAGGUGCCCACAGCGGGCACGCACCCCGGCCCCUCCCUCUAGGUGAGGAGCCCCGCCUGGGGCUGUGGGGACGAGAGAGACCGGACCACAGCAACCUGCCUUCGUGGGCCUCCGCUGUGGCAGGAGUGGGACGGGACAGGGAGAAGCCCGCGUGGCUCUCAGUGUGACAGGUGGCAGGAGGCCCUAGAAAACGUCACCUUCGAACCGAGGCCCAGUGGAGCCUGGUGUUUGAUCAAGGGCCCAGAGAGCAGGGGGCACCAGGGCGGAGAGGACAGUCCCCGCACAGGCUCUGGAGCAGAGCCUGUGAGGGGAGGGUGGGGAGCGGGUGGGGCAGGGCAGGUGGGGCCUCGGGGGCCCUUGGAGUUCACGUGUCUGUUAUGUGGUGUAUCUUGGAGCGUAUGUCGGUGAUGUUUAGUACGUUCGCGAGGUGGUGCUGCUACCGUGUCUAGUUCCGGAACAUUCCACCACCCCAGAAGACGACCCGUCCCCAUCAGCUGUCACUCCCUGCCCCCUCCCCGGCGCCCGGCCCCCACCAACCCCCUUCCUGUCUGUGGAUGAGCCUGUUCUGGACGUUUCACAUAAAUGGAAUCACACCCUGUGUGGCCUCUGUGUCUGGUUCCCUCCCUGAGCGUCGUGUGUUCAGGGUCCUUCCGCCGGGCGGCGGGUGUGGGCGCCCUGGCUGAGGGACGUGCGUGUGCGCGGGGGACACGGUCUGUGUCUGUCGUGCCACUGAGGACUGUGAACUGAGCCAUGCACGCACGUGUGAGGGUCUCGCUCCAAGUGGUGGGUCAGAAGCAGAAGAGGGACAGGGUGGGGGGUGAGGAGGGAGGGCUGGGAAUGGGGGGGGCCCGGACGGAGCUUCUGGAGAGGUGCAGCUGAGGGCACAGCCCGGAGAGCCCCACGUGAGGGUGUUCUCAGGGGGCCCAGAGAGGAGGUGGGAGCCCCGGUUUUAGGGCCACCACCCGAGGCACACGCCUGCCUUUCGCCUGGUCCUCCCCCGGGGCGGGGGCGGGGGCGGGUGGUGGCUGUCUGGAUGGAGGCCAGCGCUGGCCAGUACCGUUGCCGGGACACCGAGGGCCUUUGUCGCUGUCAACAAUGGCCCCACAGGCCUUCCAGGCGUGAGCCCCUGGGGACCCAGAGGCAGACAUGCAGACCCUGGCGUGGCAGCGGCCCGAGGCUGCCCGGCCCUACGUCCCCCAGGGGACCCUGGAAGUGGCAUUCCCAGCACCUCUGUACAGCGAUGACUGCCUGUCCCUGGAGGGGCCUCGCUGGACACCGGCCAUCAAGCAGGCCACACGCUGGAAGUACACGCCCCUGGGGCGCGACGCAGCUGGCCAGCUGUGGUCCACCGGCCUAACCACCUCAGAACCCCGUGAGGCCUGGUACACGUUCCCGCGGGCCCCGGACAGCCCCUACCGGGAGGCCCACGGCCACUGGCACAGAUGUCACAGCUGCCGGGAGCGAAGCAUGCCCUCGGCCUGUACCCAGCACCUCCGGGAGACCGCCUGGUACGACCCUGUCCUCCCUGCCCAGUAUGGGAACCCCGGCACACGGUGGGGGAGCACGCUGUGGAGGGACAGACUCAUCCGGGGCAAGGAGUACGUGGUCAACAGGCACCAAUACCGGGUGGAGCCACCGUGGCGGUCGGACCACGUGCCGUACCUGUCUGUGCCGCGGCGGCCGUGCUACGCCACCCAGAGCUACCGGCGGUGGAGCCUGGAGCCUUACCGUCCCUCCGCCAACCAGCGGCCCCCGCCCGCCCACCUGCCCGUCUGCCAAUAAAGGUCACGCUGCCAGCACCGCCCCUGCAGGGACCCCUGUGCCUCUGACACCACCCCACCCCCCCGACCCUGUGCAUCUCUCCACUUCUGGGGCCUGGGAGGGUCCUGGGUGGCCAGGCGGCCAGAUAAAGGGAGCUACUAACCGAGA